Molecule: messenger RNA, 1193 nt
Organism: Drosophila kikkawai
Lineage: Eukaryota; Metazoa; Arthropoda; Insecta; Diptera; Drosophilidae
Source: RefSeq, a predicted model, not a curated record
GUUGUAGGCGCACCCUUUUGUGCAACUAGGUAGGCGGAUCGAAGAACUUUAUCUAGGACCCGAAACAUUUCCCACUCAAUAUCACUCGAAAUCAUUGAAAAUAUGUUGAUCGUCACAAAACAUUUUCUUUUAUUCGGACUUAUCUGCUGUCUUCUUGUUUCGAAAACACUUUCUGAUAUUUCGCUCAACAACUACGGGGAUCCAGCGUAUCCAGGUCGCUGUGUGAUCGAUGUGGGCUCCACGGUUGUGCUGCUCAACUACGGUGAGAGAUACCGACUGAAAUCCCUGCCCUGCACCUAUAUUUUUUGCAGUGGUGAUGGCUACGGGUUGCUCUAUACGUGUGAAAAGAAAUCGCCUCCAUAUGGAUGUCGCUUUGCUGAAUAUUUAAAGUGGGAUAACGUAUAUCCUGAAUGCUGUGAGCGCAAAGUAGUGUGCGAUUAAAAUUCUCUGUGAAAGAUUUUCUUGGUUAAGAGUAAAUUAAUUGGCCGCAUUCUGCAAAAUUCGUUAAGCAAAAGCAUACAAGAGAAAUGAUAUCGACGAAACCCAGUUGGGUGCUUGAGUUAUGCUAAAUUUCCAGAUUCCAAGUUUGCAAUUGUUCUGCAUAAAUUUAUUUAUGAGCUCAGUCAUAAUUUUUUGCUUGCACAGCUCAGCGAGGUUUAUGGUUUUUUGGCGAGGCUCCUCCGCUGGCCCGAAUUUAUUGACCGUUGGCCAAGGAUCCGGCCCGGCCCUUUUGCCAUGGCCUUCGGACUUCAGAUGCUUGACGGCUUCCAGGGGGAUGGGCAGCAUGGAUUGGUCGGAGCCGGAAAGAUAAAGGGCGGCGGGCAGAAAUGAAAACCACAGCAACAACACUAAUUGACAUUUGAGUGCGACUGCAACUGCGACUGAGGCAGAUUAAGGCCCGGAUCCAUUGCGGGUCAAAUGUGUCGACCUUGGCAGUUGCUCCCAAUUCGCCAGUGGCGUUUAAAGCCAAUUGCCCUCUGACCCUGCCCUGCAUUUGCAUCUCCCGCCUGUUUUUCCUUGCUGUGUAAUCAAAGUCGCAUCUCAAUUAUGUGAUUGAUUGUCGGACUGCAGUUGUCCCCGGUCAAUUGUUUAAUUAUUCAAUUCAAUGUUCGGUCAUCGCAUCAACAUUCAGUGCCGCAGAUUGCCAGCGUGAUAUAACCGACUUUGUUUUAAUAAAUGCAUUACUUAAGAAA